This is a messenger RNA of Orycteropus afer afer, 1101 nucleotides long. Lineage: Eukaryota; Metazoa; Chordata; Mammalia; Tubulidentata; Orycteropodidae. The record is from RefSeq and is a predicted model, not a curated record.
UGAAGGGAAGGCGGUGGGAAAGAUGGCGGUGGCUUCGCGACCCUCUGGGUGGUGGCUGCGGUGGGGAUAUCAUUUGUCGGCUCGAGUUGGGUCCAAGAUGUUGCUCCUGCUCGUUUUAUUAGGGUCUGAGCAGGGGCCACAGCAAGUCGGGGCGGGUCAAACGUUCGAGUACUUGAAACGGGAGCAUUCGCUGUCGAAGCCCUACCAGGGUGUAGGCACAGGCAGUUCCUCACUGUGGAAUCUGAUGGGCAAUGCCAUGGUGAUGACACAGUAUAUCCGACUUACCCCGGAUAUGCAAAGUAAACAGGGUGCCCUGUGGAACCGGGUGCCAUGUUUCCUGAGAGACUGGGAGUUGCAGGUGCACUUCAAAAUCCAUGGACAAGGGAAGAAGAAUCUGCACGGGGAUGGCUUAGCAAUCUGGUACACAAAGGAUCGGAUGCAGCCAGGGCCUGUGUUUGGAAACAUGGACAAAUUUGUGGGGCUGGGAGUAUUUGUAGACACCUACCCCAAUGAGGAGAAGCAGCAAGAGCGGGUAUUCCCCUACAUCUCAGCUAUGGUGAACAAUGGCUCCCUCAGCUAUGAUCAUGAGCGGGAUGGGCGACCUACAGAGUUGGGGGGCUGUACAGCCAUUGUCCGCAAUCUCCAUUAUGACACCUUCCUUGUGAUUCGCUAUGUCAAGAGGCAUUUGACGAUAAUGAUUGACAUCGAUGGCAAGCAUGAGUGGAGGGAUUGCAUUGAGGUGCCUGGGGUCCGUCUGCCCCGAGGCUACUACUUUGGAACCUCUUCCAUCACUGGAGAUCUCUCAGAUAAUCAUGAUGUCAUUUCCCUGAAGUUAUUUGAGUUGACAGUGGAGAGAACCCCAGAAGAGGAGAAGCUGCAUCGAGAUGUGUUCUUGCCCUCGGUGGACAAUAUGAAGCUGCCUGAGAUGACAGCCCCACUGCCGCCCCUGAGUGGCUUGGCCCUCUUCCUCAUUGUCUUUUUCUCCCUGGUAUUUUCUGUGUUUGCCAUUGUCAUCGGUAUCAUACUCUACAACAAAUGGCAGGAACAGAGUCGAAAGCGCUUCUACUGAGUCCUCUUGCUGCACCCUCUCUAAGACUGUCA